Molecule: messenger RNA, 3833 nt
Organism: Closterium sp. Naga37s-1
Lineage: Eukaryota; Viridiplantae; Streptophyta; Zygnematophyceae; Desmidiales; Closteriaceae
Source: the annotation of a GenBank genome assembly
GGUGGAAUAGGUGGAGCAAUGUGACUGUAUGGGGGGCGGCUUUCAAGAGCAGCAGGGACCCCCCAGGGGUGCGGUCAAGAGCAGGGGGGAACGUGACUAUACCCUGUGGCAUGGCUGUCUUGCUGGACGUUGCGAAUGUGACUCUCGACACUCUGCAUGUACACGGAUGGUUGAAGCUUCUAGACGACAAGUCAAGACUGCCGCGAAUCGAGGUUCGCGCCAACUUCAUUAUAGUCACCGGGCGGCUGACGGUGGGGGAAAAGGACAAGCAGUUUGCCGCCCAGGCACUUUUCACGCUCACGCCCAACAGCGGGCGGCAGAGGAGAGAGUACGCCUUCACGCUCUACCCCCCGGCCGAACCCGCCUUUCCCAGGCCUCUGGGCCACAAGGUGUUUGCCGUGGUGGGAGGGCAGGUGGACCUACACGGCCUCCCAGGCCCGCCCUCCAUGCCGGUGUGGGUGCGCUUGAAUAAGACGGCGAUCGCCGGCCAGACGGAGAUCGUGGUGGAAGCUGACGUCAGCACGUGGCCGGUGGGCGGCGAGAUUGCGAUUGCGUCUACGAGUGCUAAGAUGGAUGAGGCCGAAAAAGCAGUGAUUGCAGGAGUUUCGCCCCACCACCAGGGCUACCGCAUAUCCCUCACAGCCCCAUUGAAGCAUUCCCAUGGCGGCAAUCCCAAGGCCGUGUCGGAUGGGUUUGGAGGGGCGGUGGACGUGAGAGGGGAGGUGGCGCUGCUGCACCGGAACAUCGUGAUCUACGGGGUCCAUGAGACGGGGAAAUACGAGCUGGAAGGAGGUCACUUCAUGGUCUUCAUGACCCAGACCCCUCAAUUCAUCGAAGGAGUUCAGCUUUCUUACAUGGGGCAGCAGGGCGUGCUGGGGCGGUACCCGCUGCACUUUCACGUGUGUGGGGAGGCGAAUCAGAGCCACGUCGUGCGCAAAAAUGCAAUCGUGUAUAGCAAGCAGCGCUGUGUGGUCAUCCACGCCACGAGCAACAUGACGAUUGAAGACACGGUGACAUAUGAGAGCAAGGGGCACUGCUUCCUGGUGGAGGAAGGGUCGGAGAACAAUAAUGUAUUCAAGAGGAACCUUGGUAUCAGCGUGCGGAAAGUGAAGGUGGUUAUCCCCUCUAAAGAGUCAUAUGAUAAGCACACGGACGACAAGCCGAGCACGUUUUGGAUGGCCAACCCCAACAACGACUACAUUGAUAACGUGGCUGCUGGCUCAGAAGACUCGGGGUACUGGACGGAGCUUAAGGAGGGGAUGAGGGGUCUAUCCCAGCUCCUACCCAACGCCCGCAACAUGCACCCUAUUGAAACCAAGUUCGGCACUUACUCGGGAAAUGUGGCGCAUUCAGCCAAGUUUGGGUUCCGCUCCUACCCCCAUGGCAUGUUCCCCUAUGCGCCUGGUGCUAGGGUGACCCUAUCCAAUUUCCUCAUCUACCGCAAUGAAGUUGGCAUGUUUCUGCACAUCACUCGUCUCAUGACCAUCCAAUCGUCUGUAUUCAUCGACAAUGGUCUCUCCAUACAUAUCAAGACAGACACGGGUAUCGUUGUGGAUCGGUGCCGGUUCAUCGGCCGCACCCAAGCCUGUCCAGGUGGAGGGAGCAGAGCCAAGGCAGCUUCACUCACAGCAGCAGCACAAGCAGCAGCGACACCAGCACAACUACCAGCCAUGGGUUCUGACUUUCACACACCUGACUUUGGCCCUACAACGGACUGGCAAGCCCCAGGCUUGGUGGGAACGGGCCUAGAAGACAGGCUCGGCAACGCUGCUGCCAGUUCUUCCAAGCCUACCAGGGCUGUUGCCAAGCCUGCAGGUCUGGGUUUUGCGGCAGAGGCUUGGGAGGAGCCGGGAGGGGGAGUGAGAGGGCAUAGCGAGGGGGAAAAUAUAGGGAGUGAGGAGGGGGAGGCAGGAGAAUCUGAGCCGUUAGAUUGGGUGUCACUGCCUGUGGACCGUUCAUUGGGUCUGUCUUUGUUUGAUCCACAUCCAACGGUCGGCACCGUUGAUCCUAACCCAACGGACGGCACAGAUCAAAGCAGCUUUUGGAGCAGUGGUGGUGGCAGCAGCAGCGACAGCAGGGAUGGGGGAGGGGGGCGAGGAGGGGGGCGGGGAGGGGGGCGGGGAGGGGGGAGGAAAGGGGGAAGGAAAGUGGGGAGGAAAUCGGAGAGGACUGGGAUGAGGAGCAGCAGGGGAAGUUUGGGGAGAGUGAGGCAAGGACGGAAGGGGAGAAUGCUGCUGGGAUGGGGGUCCUGGCGGAAGGAAGGGGGAAGGAAACUGGAAGAGAUAGAGGAAAGAACAGUGCCUGCUGCGCAUAGGUUGGGUUAUGAGAAGCAGCAUGUGGGUAGCAGGCUGCUUAUGGGUGAUCAGCAACACGUGGGACACAGGCAUCAUGUGGCGAAGCAUAUGCACCGGCAGAUGCAUCAUGUGGGUAGCAGCAUGCUUAUGGGUGAUCCACAGCAUGUGGGGCACAGGCUGCUUAUGGGUGAUCAGCAGCACGUGGGACACAGGCAUCAUGUGGCGAAGCAUAUGCACCAGCAGAUGCAGACACAGAAGCAUCAGCCGGAGUGGACGCAUUGGGGAAAUCACAGGCAGCAGCGUUGGAAUGUCAAGGAGGUGUAUGGGUUUCCUCGGGGGAGGGAAUCAGGAAGUGGUUCUCGCCCUUUGACACCCCCCUUCGCCUUCUCGUCAGAGCUGCGGGGACGUGCAGAGCUGCCAGCCCCGCUAUACCUCCCCUUGUUCUCGUCCUUUGGCACGUGCAGAGCUGCCAGCCCCGCUAUAAUGCUCACUCAUGAGCCCACCCACCCCUUCCUGUUCUCGUCCUUUGGCACGUGCAGAGCUGCCAGCCCCGCUAUAAUGCUCACCACUAACCCGUAUGGUGGAUUUUGGACUCCCUCCACUGCUGUCGAGGGCCUUCGCUUUGCCAAUGACACUAACAGGCUCUGGGCCUCGCCCAACCCGGCCUCUGGCUACAUUCGAUCCGGUGCACAACUCGCCAACUUCUAUGCCCUCUGGGACCUCGAUGGAUCUCUGCUAGGAAGCAGCACUGCCACCACAAGUAACACCAGAAGCAGCAAUUUUAGCAGCAUCACCGACGCUACUACUAGACCAGCUUCAACUGCCGCUGGUUUCGGCUUCGCAGUUGCUCUGUUCGACCCUAUUCUCCCGCCUCUCUCCCUCCGCUCCUCCCCCUCCUUUGCCUGCUCCUACCAACCCUCCUGGUCCGCCCAUACCUGCACCGGACCUGCCGCCUGCUUCCGAUCCUUCGCUCUUUUCUACAACGAAUCAGUCACCAAGGAUCAGACCGCGAAUCUAGGAAAGGACAAGAAUCGCCGCCCCUACAGCUAUGUUACGUUCAUGCGGUUACAGGAUAACGCGACGUUCGUCUCGGUGGGAUCGGAUAACGAUUACGAUGACGAUUUCCCCAAGCGGUACGGCGCGUCUCGGCCGCUUCUGCGGCAGGUCACUGCGACGCUAUUGGCCGGGUUCUCGUACCGGGUGACGAUCCAACGGUCGGAAAUAGGCCCUGCAUUCUUCUACCCUUCAUCCGUGCAGCUGAUGAUGCUGGAUGUGGGGGGGUGCACGGGAGGGCUGACUGUUAUAAUGGAUACUCCGCCAAACUCCCCGGAUAAGCAAUGGAGCGUGGUGUCUAAUAACCCUGAAGCGCCUUGUCCUGGAACCCCAGUGAACCAGUCGAUAGCUUAUCGACGUUCUGCAUGCAUCAACAGGAAGCCGAUGCUGGCCUUUGACAUAGGCAGCACAGCGAUUCGAUCUAUAGCGAGGAUAGAACUCACUAAGAGCACCAGCGGCAGUACAUCUUGCACCACGGCCAGGUGA